AUGUCUAAUUCAAAUCAAAAUGUCUUUGGACUGAGUAAAGAACUGCUUACAACAACCAUAACUCAUGACAGUGCUCCAAAAUAUAAUUCAAGAACAAGUGCUAGUACAUUACCUCAAUUACCUAAAUAUCUGUUGUCAACUGAUGAAAUUGACGAAUAUGAAGAUAAUGGACCUACACAAGAAUUUGUAGAAUUUGAUCUCGGAGCAAAUAAAACAUUUGAUUCAUUGACAAUCCAAAAAGAAGAAGAACCUAAAAAUGAACCAUUAAUAAAAAAUGUUAAUGAAGAAGAGGACGAUUUUUUCACAAAUACAAAUUCAUGGAAAGAAAUGAAAACAAUCUCGGAUCUAGAUUUCUAUAAUGAUAAAGGUGAAUUACAACAUAAAUCAAAUUCAGGAAAAGACUUUACAAAGGAUAAUAAUUUACAUUUUGGUUAUACUAAAAUUGAUACCGAAGAACAAGUAAACAAAUAUGCAGCAUUAGACAAGAAAACAGAGUUUUUGUUCAAAGGUACUACAAAAUCUUACGCUAACAAAAAUAUACUUUUCAAUGCUGAUGAUUCAGAUUCAGAUUAUGAUAAUGACGAUGAAUUAGAUUCUGGUGAAACUUUAGCUGAUACAAAGCAAAUGCUUUCGGAGUCUCAAAAAUUCGCAUAUGUUGGUAUUACUAAAUUAUUAACAGUUGACAUGGCUACAAAUUUAGCAAAAGUUCAAUUUGGUACAAAUAGUAGAAUUGCAAAACAAUUGAGUGGUAGUCAAAAGAAUUUUUCAAAUUGGACUUUGUAUGUGCUAUCGAAAUUAUAUGAGCAUUUGGAUGUAAAAGGAGAAGAAAAGUUAAUGAUUGAAAACUUGAGUAAACAUGGAGUUGAAUUAAAAGAUCUAUCAAAAAGUUUAAAAGAAGUAGAAUUAAAGAAGCUAUCUUAUAUAGAUGAUGAAUUUGAUUUGAGGUGGGUCAUUAUAUGCGACAUGUUUUUGCUUUUGCUUAGUGAUGGCUAUUAUGACGCAAGAUCAAGAUCCUUACUUAUGAACUUUGCAGAGACCAUUGACAUUUCUAGCCUAGAAAUUUUGCAAUUUGAAAGAAGAUUAAUGGAAUGUCUAGAUAUGGAAACUAGAGAGAAAUCUAUUGAAAAUAAAGAUGAAUAUUUAAAUGAUCAAUCAUUUAUAAAACAACAAAUCAAGAAAAACAAAAACAAGAGAUUGCUUAUGAUUGGAUUAGCUACUCUUGGUGGUGGAUUAGCCAUCGGAUUAUCUGCUGGGUUAUUAGCUCCAGUUAUUGGUGCAGGUAUAGCCGCAGGACUUACAACUGUUGGUAUAACUGGAACCAGUGGAUUUUUAGCUGGUGUUGGAGGAAGUGCAUUGAUUACUACUGGUGGUGUAGCUAUAGGUGCACAAGUUGGGAAUAAAGCGGGUGCAAGAAGAGUUGGUGAUGUUCAUACAUUUGAAUUUAAACCAUUACAUAACAACAAAAGAUCGAAUUUGAUAGUAACAGUAAGUGGAUGGAUGAAUGGUGCAAUGGAUGAUGUUAGACUUCCUUUUUCGACAGUCGAUCCUGUUAUGGGAGAUAUGUUUUCAUUACUUUGGGAACCAGAAAUGUUGCAAUCUAUGGGACAAACAAUUGGAAUCUUGGCAAGUGAAGCUUUAAGUACUUCAAUUCAACAAAUUUUAGGUGCAACUAUUUUAGGUGCAUUAAUGUCGGCAAUUCAGUUACCAAUGGCAUUGUCAAAGUUGUCAUACUUAUUAGAUAAUCCAUGGAAUGUUUCAUUGGAUAGAGCUUGGAAAGCUGGUAAAUUAUUAGCAGAUACGAUUCUAUCAGGAAAUUUGGGGGUACGACCAAUUACAUUAGUUGGUUUUUCUCUAGGGGCAAGAUUAAUUUAUUCUUGUUUAAUUGAUUUGGCUAAAAGAAGUGGUUAUGGUUUAAUUGAAAAUGUUAUACUACUUGGUUCACCAAUUUCAAUAAAUACAGAUCAAUUAGCUCAAGCAAGAUCAGUUGUAAGUGGUAAAUUCAUUAAUGGCUACUCUAAAAAGGAUUGGAUUUUGGGGUACUUAUUUAGAGCUACUGGAGGUGGUAUAUCAACAGUUGCAGGAUUAUCAGCAUUAACAUCAGUUUAUGGAAUUGAGAAUAUUGAUUGUACAGAAUUUGUUGAAGGUCAUAUGUCAUAUAGAAAAGCCAUACCUAAAAUUUUAAAAACAAUGAAUUGGGAGGUAUUAAGCGAAGAAUUUGCUGAAAUUGAAGAACCAGACCCUGAACAAAAUGAAAGACAAAGAAAAUUAAUCAAUGAAUUUGAUGAAGCAAGAGCUAAAAUGGAAGACCAACCAGAAGAACAACCAAAAGGUUGGAAGAAAUGGUUUAAACCAAAGAAAAAAGAUUGGUGGGAUAUAUAUGAAGAUAAAGAUGAUAAAGGUAAAACCAUUGAAGAAUAUGAUGAAACAGCACCAGUAUUUGAUUUAGAUGCUUUAACUAAAGAAGUUAAUGAUAUAGAAAAUAAAAAAUAA
Messenger RNA from Lodderomyces jiufengensis, 2490 nucleotides. RefSeq lists its product as uncharacterized. NCBI's taxonomy places the organism in Eukaryota, Fungi, Ascomycota, Pichiomycetes, Serinales, Debaryomycetaceae. The transcript has a single exon. The record is from RefSeq and is a predicted model, not a curated record. Bases 1 to 2490 code for a protein of 829 amino acids.